AUGUCGCCCAGCUCAGGGUCGCUCGGCGGUAGCGGGCGCCGGCUCGCACCCCCGGUCCCCGUGCCCAACCUCACGAAGAAGAGCCGCGGGCGGAGGGUCCCGACUGCGCAGCAGGUGGUGAAUGACGGGAAUGUGCAGAAGCGCAUGUACAUGUGCAAGGUUACGGGAUGCGGGAAGUGCUUCGCCCGCGGGGAGCACCUCAAGCGGCACGUGCGCAGCAUCCAUACUAACGAGAAGCCGCACAAGUGCCCAUACCCCGGAUGCGGCAAAGAGUUCAGCCGUCACGAUAACCUCGGACAGCACAUGAGGGUGCACAAAGGCUUCCAGAUGCCCAAGAGUGAUCGUCUGUGA
This is a messenger RNA of Dichomitus squalens LYAD-421 SS1, 351 nucleotides long. RefSeq lists its product as uncharacterized. Gene Ontology annotation, cellular component: nucleus. The transcript is spliced from 3 exons. Lineage: Eukaryota; Fungi; Basidiomycota; Agaricomycetes; Polyporales; Polyporaceae. Gene Ontology annotation, molecular function: DNA-binding transcription factor activity, RNA polymerase II-specific; RNA polymerase II cis-regulatory region sequence-specific DNA binding. Bases 1 to 351 code for a protein of 116 amino acids. Gene Ontology annotation, biological process: regulation of transcription by RNA polymerase II. The record is from RefSeq and is a predicted model, not a curated record.